AAGACAAUGAGUUUCAGUGUCCCCUGGUUUAAAAAAAUAAGUGUAUUUUCAUUUUGAAGAAGAAACUGAAAACUUAGGACGUUAAACAAAUAGCGAGAGUUUAUUUUUCUUUUGCAGGUCAUGAGGUCAGUUAAUGAUUAGUGAGACCCAAGUGGGUGUUCAGUGUCCAAGACUGAGGGGCCGUGUUAUAGGAUCUCUUUGGCAUUAAGGGUCUGUUUCAUCCCAUUUGGUAGAUGUCCAGCUCAGCGAUGCCCAGAAGCCUCGGGGAGAGGUGCUUCUGGUUUGGGGGGCUCCUUCUGUGGCUCAACGUUGGAAGUUCAGGGGAUGCAUCUCUUACCCCACAGCCAAACUGCACUGACUUCCAGAAUGCCAAUCUCCUCAGAGGCACCAAUCUCAAAGUCCAGUUUCUCCUUUUCACCCCUUCGGAUCCUAGCUGUGGGAAGCUAGUGGAAGAAAGCAGUGACAUCCAAAAUGCUGGGUUCAAUGCCACACUGGGAACCAAGAUAAUUAUCCAUGGAUUCAGGGCUUUAGGAACAAAGCCUUCCUGGAUUGAUAACUUCAUUAGAACACUGCUGCGCGUGGCAGAUGCUAACGUGAUUGCAGUGGACUGGGUCUACGGGUCUACAGGUGUCUACUUCUCAGCCGUGGACAAUGUGAUUAAGCUGGGGCUCGAGAUCUCCCGUUUCCUCCGUAAACUUUUGGUGCUCGGCGUGUCGCAGUCCUCGAUCCACAUCAUCGGUGUUAGCCUGGGGGCCCAUGUUGGGGGCAUGGUGGGACACUUCUACAAAGGCCAGUUGGGGCAGAUCACAGGCCUUGACCCCGCUGGGCCAGAGUACACCAGAGCCAGCCUGGAGGAGCGCCUGGACGCCGGAGAUGCCCUCUUUGUGGAAGCCAUCCACACAGAUACUGACAAUUUGGGUAUCCGGAUUCCAGUCGGACACGUGGACUACUUCGUCAAUGGAGGCCAAGACCAACCCGGCUGUCCCACAUUCAUUCAUGCAGGGUACAAUUAUCUGAUCUGUGAUCACAUGAGGGCUGUGCAUCUCUACAUCAGUGCCCUGGAGAAGUCCUGCCCAUUGAUGGCCUUUCCCUGUGGCAGCUACAAGGCCUUUCUUGCUGGACACUGCCUGGAUUGCUUUAACCCUUUCCUGCUGUCUUGUCCAAGGAUCGGUCUGAUGGAACAAGGUGGUAUCAAGAUAGAGCCACAUCCCAAGGAAGUGAGCGUCUACCUCUUGACUACUGCCAGGGCUCCAUACUGUGUACAUCACAGCCUCGUGGAGUUCUACUUGCAGGAAACGAGAAACAAGGACACUAACAUCAAGGUCACCUUCCUUAGCAGCAACGUCACUUCCUCGGUCAAGAUAACCAUACCUAAACAGCAACUCCAGGGGAAAGGAAUCAUAGCCCACCCCAACCCUCAGUGCCAGAUAAACCAGGUGAAACUCAAGUUUCAGGCUUCCAACUGGGUUUGGAGAAAAGACCGGAUGACUACCAUUGUUGGGAGGUUCUGUACUGCCCCUUUGCCAGUCCACGACAGUAAAAAGACAGUCUGCUUACCUGAGCCAGUGAACUUACAAGCAAGUAUGACUGUUUUUCGUGACCUGAAGAUACCCUGCAUUUAAUAUCAGCCCAUCCAGGACACAUAAUCCUGGAUUUCUAUGGGGGCAACUUACUGUAGGCCAUUACUACUAAGGAAGACAAAAUUUCUGGUUAUUUCUCCCAUAAUUGGCCCCCUUGGAGGGGAGAAAUGGUUCAUUUUAAAGAGUUUGAUCUCCGUUGUCAGUGUGAAGAGCCUUACACGGAUACCAUUUCAGCUUUCCUAUUAAUAUUUAACUGCAACUGCCACCUACCUUUUGACACCUGUACCUAGGAUUCAAUAGAUACACAUAUAGAGAAAAUGUUUGUUUUCUUUUUUUUAUAAAACUCCAUGGAAUACCUGACUUGUUUAAUUGUUUUAUUGGAAUGGAAUUCUGUUACAUACAAAAAAAAGCAAUUUACAGUUUAUGGGAUUGGAGAAAACAGUAGAUGUUUAUUCCUCUGUAUUGAAAUAGUAACUGAAAAGUGCUUGGGAUGAGAGAGGGACUGAGGGGUGGGGAGGGAGAUGGCACCCUUCACCAACCCUUACCAUUGCUUUCUCUGGGUAUUCAGAAGGUUUUGGCAACCUGAGGGAUCUUUUGAGAAUACAGGUAGCUUUCUUUUGGGUCAGUGUUUUACAAACUUUGAACUUUGUAAAUAACUUUGUAUUAGCCACAGUAUAUCAAGAUACAUGGCACACUCAGAUUGCGUAAUUUGAGGAGACUUUAAUAAAAGAACCCUUUAGAAAGAUGUUGGUAGGGGAUAGGGGAACCACAAGAGAUGGUGCAUUUCCCUGGGGCUGGGAGCAGUGGGGGCUGUUACUACCCUAGGCUUGAAGACACAUGGUCAGAGAUGGUGGGGUGGUGGUCAGACCUGGCCACAGAAGGGCUGCGGGACCUUCAGUCAGGAGACAUAGGCCUCCGCAGCAGUACUGCAGGGCACGAGCCUGGGAAGUGCCUUCUCUGACCUCACUCUUCUCCCUUCCUCCAUUCUCCUGCCAGUGCUUCCCACUGAGUGACCCCAAUGAGAAAACAGAGAGCAAGAAGCACACUGCUGUGGCACAAACAGGCCCUGGGGACAUGGAGCAAGGCAGAGAAGGGUGGAGAAUGGAUGGGGGUGGUGGGGCAAACAGAGAGGUCUGGCACACACCUUUACCACUUUUCCUAUAUCCUGGUACUCUCUGGAUUCCUUCAUACUUAAUGGUUCUCUAUAACUCAUUAUUUCUUUACUUAAAUAACUGUGAUUUAAAAGGAAACUGUUGAGAACCUAAGAUGGCGGCUAGGUGAGACAGGGCAAAAAAAAAA
Molecule: messenger RNA, 2879 nt
Organism: Choloepus didactylus (southern two-toed sloth)
Lineage: Eukaryota; Metazoa; Chordata; Mammalia; Pilosa; Megalonychidae
Gene: PLA1A
Product: phospholipase A1 member A
Exons: 11
Coding region: 234-1622 (462 amino acids)
Biological process (GO): lipid metabolic process
Molecular function (GO): lipase activity; carboxylic ester hydrolase activity
Source: RefSeq, a predicted model, not a curated record